This is a messenger RNA of Fragaria vesca subsp. vesca, 1636 nucleotides long. RefSeq names its product probable glycosyltransferase At5g11130-like. Gene Ontology annotation, molecular function: glycosyltransferase activity. The coding region runs from base 54 to 1532 and encodes 492 amino acids. The record is from RefSeq and is a predicted model, not a curated record. The transcript is spliced from 4 exons. NCBI's taxonomy places the organism in Eukaryota, Viridiplantae, Streptophyta, Magnoliopsida, Rosales, Rosaceae.
GAAGAAGAAGAAUGACUAGCAGAGAUUGAAAGAAACUCCAUCAUUUGUUUGCCAUGGUAACCUUGACCUUAAAAUCCCGAGCUCCCUCAUAUAUACUUGUACCAACUAUUCUUCUCCUUCUGAUCACCACCUACUUGAUCACUCUCGUACUCCGAAACCAGAACUACCAUAUCACUGAUGUUAUUUUCUUCAAUAAUAUCCCGGCACAAGUUGCUAAUCUUUCCAUCAUAAACCUUAAACCCGCAACCGAUGCUCUAAAUGAUCUGCAGGAUUUGACACCGAAGAUUUUUAUACAGAAUCAGCAACUUGGCAGCCCUCCACCAAUGGAUGGCAGCCCUCCACCAAUGGUUCCGAUCAAAAAAAAAGAAAAAAGUGUGUUAGAGAAAAAAGAAGAAGGUCUGGCUGAAGCACGAGCAGCUAUAUACAAAGCAGCCCGGAGUCGGAAUUAUACGUCGGAUAAAGAAGAAUCAUACAUUCCCAGGGGAAACAUAUACAGGAAUGCUUAUGCGUUUCAUCAGAGUCAUAUCGAGAUGAUGAAGAGGUUCAAGGUAUGGACAUACAAGGAAGGGCAACUUCCCUUGACCCAUGUCGGGCCAAUGGAUUGCAUAUACUCCAUCGAAGGUCAUUUUAUCGACGAAAUGGGAAAUGGGAAAAGCCCGUUCAUGGCUCAGCAUCAUCAUGAAGCUCAUGCAUAUUUCAUACCUGUAAGUGUGGUUAACAUUGUCAAGUAUAUCUACAUGCCGGUCACCGACUGGCAUCGUCGUCGGAUGGUACGAGUCGUCAAAGAUUACGUCAAUCUCAUAGCAGACAGGUACCCGCACUGGAAUAGAAGCAAAGGAGCCGAUCACUUUAUGCUCUCUUGUCAUGAUUGGGCACCAGGAGUUACUAAAGAUGAUCCUGAGCUCUAUGAGAACUUCAUGAGAGUACUAUGCAAUGCAAACACCUCUGAAGGAUUCAAACCGAUGAGAGAUAUAUCUGUACCAGAAUACAACAUUUUAGACAAAGAGAAGCUCAACUCUUUCACCCUUGGCCAACCCCCUAGUAACCGCUCAAUACUCGGCUUUUUCGCUGGCGGUAAAGCUCAUGGAGACAUAAGACCAUUGCUAUUUGAACACUGGGAAAAUAAGGACGAUGAAAUUCUGGUGUACGAGAAGGUCCCCGACUAUAAUAAGAUGAUGGAACAAAGCAAGUUUUGCUUGUGCCCUAGCGGUUGGGAAGUGGCGAGUCCUAGGAUUAUCGAAUCGCUUCAAGCAGGAUGUGUUCCGAUGAUCAUUUCGGACAAUUACACAUUGCCUUUUAACGAUGUGCUCGAUUGGAGCAAGUUUUCGAUGUUUAUCCCGUCGAGUAGAAUACCAGAAAUCAAGACCAUCUUGAAGGGAGUUUCAGAUAAACAGUACAUGAAGAUGCAGCGGAGGGUGAUGAAAGUGAGAAUGCAUUUUGAGAUCAACCGGCCUGCUAAGCCCUUUGACGCGAUUCAUAUGGUGCUCCACUCGGUUUGGAUCAGAAGGCUUAACCUCAAGUUAUCACAUUAAUAAGAGUUUAGUUAGGCUAUGGUGCUUCGUGUUAUUCUUUGUUAUACAGCAGGUUUGUUACUUUCUUUCCGAGUACAAAACAUGUAGAAGAUCAUCCAAACUUA